Molecule: messenger RNA, 3511 nt
Organism: Myripristis murdjan (pinecone soldierfish)
Lineage: Eukaryota; Metazoa; Chordata; Actinopteri; Holocentriformes; Holocentridae
Gene: pcsk6
Product: proprotein convertase subtilisin/kexin type 6
Exons: 21
Coding region: 196-2916 (906 amino acids)
Biological process (GO): peptide hormone processing
Cellular component (GO): cell surface; membrane
Molecular function (GO): serine-type endopeptidase activity
Source: RefSeq, a predicted model, not a curated record
AACUUUUGCGCAAUGAACCGCAGUCAGUCGGGCACUGAAUUUGACCGACGGCGGCAACAACAUGAUGGACUUAUGACACACAGCGUUUUCUGCAAAUUGCUCGUUUGAGGACGGACUUAAUUGCGAUUUACAUGAAAUUCAAUACUUUCUCCUCAAGCUGAGUUUGAUUAUCGAAGUUUGACCAGACCAAUCACGAUGACUUUAAUUUUCCUUUUCAUUUUAUCAACUAUGGGGACCGGUCAGUCAGUGGUCACAGGACACAGGGACGUUUACACAAACCACUGGGCAGUGCGGAUUGCAGGGGGUCCCGGGCAAGCAGACAAAAUAGCCGAAAAAUAUGGAUACAAAAACUUGGGACAGAUAGGAAGCCUGGAGGAUCAUUACCAUUUCCACCACAGCAGAGUGGUUCGCAGAGCAGCCUACUCUUUUAGGGGCCCCCACAGCUUCAUCCAUAUGGACCCCAAGGUGGACUGGGCUGAGCAGCAGCUAGUAAAGCAGAGAGUAAAGAGGUACACCAGAAGUGACCCAAACUUCAUUCACUUCAAUGACCCAAAAUGGUCCAACAUGUGGUACAUUCAUUGCACUGAUAAGAACAACCGCUGUCGCUCAGAGAUGAACAUCCUGGCAGCCUGGCAAAGGGGCUACACUGGCAAGAAUGUGGUGGUGACGAUCUUGGAUGACGGCAUCGAGAGGAAUCACCCAGAUCUGGCCCAGAACUAUGACCAGCUAGCGAGCUACGACGUCAAUGGGAAUGACCAUGACCCCACACCACGUUAUGACUCCAGCAAUGAAAACAUACAUGGAACUCGGUGUGCGGGUGAAGUCGCAGCGGUGGCCAAUAACUCCCAUUGCAUCGUGGGGAUUGCCUACAACGCUCACAUCGGAGGUAUCCGUAUGCUGGAUGGUGAUGUGACUGAUAUAGUGGAGGCCAAGUCUCUGGGAAUCCGACCAGACUACAUCGACAUCUACAGUGCUAGCUGGGGGCCCAAAGAUGACGGCAAAACAGUGGAUGGCCCAGGGCUGCUGGCCAAACAAGCCUUUGAGUUUGGCAUCAAAAAGGGUCGAAAAGGCCUGGGAUCCAUUUUCGUUUGGGCAUCUGGCAAUGGUGGUCAGCAGGGUGACCACUGUUCAUGUGACGGCUACACCAGCAGCAUCUACACCAUCUCCAUCUCCAGCACCACAGAUAACGGCAACAAACCCUGGUACUUGGAGGUCUGCAGCUCCACCUUGGCCACAACCUACAGCAGCGGAGAGUUUUACGACAGGAGGAUUGUAACCACUGAUCUCCGGCAUCGCUGCACUGAUGGACAUACCGGGACCUCCGUCUCUGCUCCCAUGGUGGCCGGGGUCAUCGCUCUCGCUUUGGAGGCCAACCUGCUGCUCACAUGGAGAGAUGUGCAGCACCUUCUGGUGAAGACAUCCAGACCGGUUCACCUCAAAGCCAACGACUGGAAGACCAACGCCGCUGGACACAGAGUCAGUCACCUGUAUGGCUUCGGCCUGGUGGAUGCAGAGGCCAUGGUGGUGGAGGCUAAGAAGUGGAGGACUGUUCCUCCCCAGCAUUCCUGUACCCGGAUGUCAGACAGACGCACCAGGUAUAUCCGUGCUGGACAAAGCCUGAACAGCAGCGUAACCACCUCUGGAUGCUCGGAGCAAGCCGAGCAGCAUGUGGUGUACCUGGAGCACGUGGUGGUCAAGGUUCUGAUCGUCCACCCACGACGAGGAGACCUGGAGAUCAGCCUCAUCUCUCCAUCUGGGACACGAUCCCAGCUGCUGGCCAAGAGAUUGUUUGACAAUUCCAACGAGGGCUUUAGAAACUGGGAGUUCAUGACUGUUCAUUGCUGGGGCGAGAGGGCGGAGGGGACAUGGACCCUGGAGAUCACUGACUCCCCCUCACAGCUACGCAACCCCGGGGUGCUCGGCAAACUUAAAGAGUGGACAUUAACACUUUAUGGCACGUCUGAGCCCUCGCACCAGUCCUACGGCGCUCAGCACUCCCGCUCUAGGAUGUUGGAGAUCCCGAGCCCCGAGGAGCUGCCAGAGGACCCGGAACAGCACGAGGAAGAGGAAGACGAGUACAGCGGUCCAUGCGACACAGAGUGUGGAGACCAAGGCUGUGAUGGGCCGGACGCUGACCACUGUCUCAACUGUAUCCACUUCAGCUUGGGCACCUUGAAAAGUGGCAGGACCUGUGUGAGUCACUGUCCACUGGGAUACUAUGAGGACCCAGCAGCUCGUCGCUGUAGACGCUGCCAUAAAGGCUGUGAGAGGUGUGUCGGUCAGUCAGCCACUGAAUGUCUGUCCUGCCGAAGAGGCCUCUACCUCAACACACUCAACUCCACCUGCACCGAUGCCUGCCCCUCAGGCUAUUUUGCUGAUGAAAUUCAGAGACAGUGUGUGAAGUGUCAUGAGACCUGUUUGCGGUGCCUGAGGGAUGCGGACAGGUGCACUGCCUGCAGCGAGGGCUACAGUCUGGCAGGCAUGACCUGUGUUCCUGAAUGCACCAAUGGAACCUUUUUUGACCUGGAGGAGAUGAAGUGCAGCCCAUGCCAUUCCUCCUGUUGGACGUGUACAGGACCAGGUAAGGAGGAGUGUAUCCAGUGUGCAGAGGGUUACCUGCAGCAGGAGUGGAGGUGUGUUCAGACCUGUAGUCCUGGCUACUACUCUGGAAUGGCAGCAGGCUUCCCUCAGACCAUGUGUCACAAGUGUGAGGAGAAUUGUCUCACCUGCGAUGGCCCCGGAACAACUUGUACCAGAUGCAAAGAGGGCUACAAUCUGGUCAGCAGGACUUGCAUUGUGAAUGCAACCUGUAACAAUGCGGAUGAGGUGUUCUGCGAGAUGGUGAAGUCUAACCGGCUCUGCGAGAAGAAGCUCUUCCGUCAGUUCUGCUGCCGGACGUGUCUGAUGAAUGGGUGAAGACUCCUGCCGCUGUGUACUUCCAUGUAGAUUUCUAUUCCUUUAAGUCUGUGUUGGAGAGAAGAAGAAAACUGAAGAGUUCAUUUCCAAAGUACCUCCGGUCCAUUUAGAAAAAAAGUCAUCGUUACCUGAUGUUAAUCAGUCAGUACAUGGAGAAUGCAUUCUGUGCCAGUGUUAAUCGUUUUAUCAACAGUGGAAUUAAAAUAGCUCCUAUCAUUUGUUUGAGUUGUGUGGUGUUAAUCACAUUGUAAGAGUUGGAGGUGCCAAAUUGUGGACAUCUCACUUUGGAACAAAACUCUUCCGUUUUAUUUCUGCAGGUCGCAGAAGCUGGGUGUGAUGUUCAUAAUAUAUAUUUUUAAAGUGGCCAUUUUUAUAAACUAUGUGCAGUAUGUAGAACAUGUACAAAUAGUUCAUUUUCUACUCAAAAUCAUUGUAAAGGUGCUUUUUACAACUACACAUGAAAGUCACUACAAGAACCACUGUUUUCAUUCAAAUCUAGUCAAGAAUGGAGCUGGUAGUCAUGAUGUGAUUAGGAGGAAGUGUCACUAUUGAAAUUUGGAUCUGUUUUUAUUCUGAAAGCAAAAUGAAUGUCAAU